This is a messenger RNA of Drosophila gunungcola (fruit fly), 1891 nucleotides long. Its product is annotated as beta-1,3-galactosyltransferase 1. NCBI's taxonomy places the organism in Eukaryota, Metazoa, Arthropoda, Insecta, Diptera, Drosophilidae. Gene Ontology annotation, molecular function: hexosyltransferase activity. The record is from RefSeq and is a predicted model, not a curated record. Gene Ontology annotation, cellular component: membrane. Bases 181 to 1566 code for a protein of 461 amino acids. The transcript has 2 exons.
UAAAAAUCUCAAUAGGGUUAAUUAUUGUAUUAUCUGAGCAGUUGCAAAAGCAUUUAAAGGUGAAUCACUGGGUGUGGAAAGCUGUUCCGAUACCCUUAUCAGCCCAAAGGCUGAAAAAAUGAAAACCAUCCAGUGAAAUGCGGACAAAGAACCAGCGUAGAUUAGCGCAUCAACAGCCAAAUGAUCAACACACGGAAUCCGGAAAGCGACGAGGAGCAGUGUUCUCUACUGGCGGCGGACAGUUCUGCCAGCUCGGGAGCAGCUGCCUCGGGAUCCGAAGAGGAGACCUCAGUCCGCACCAAACUCAAGCUGCGGAAGAUGCAGCGCCGCACGCGCAUGCCGCUGCCCAGGAUGCUGAGACGGCUGGGAUGCUACACGCUGAGUGCCUGCAUCGUCUUUGUGCUGCUCCUGGUCUACCUGCCACUCAUCUACUUGGAUGUGCACAACCGUAGUGCUGGCCUACCCGAUUGGACUCUGGAAACCACACGCAGCAUUGAUGACUACCUGCAGCAUGGUCACAAUACGGCUCUCAUUGUUCCAAGGGAUUUCUGCAAGAGCAAGACCUUCCUGGUAAUCGCCGUCUGCACUGGAUUAGAUAACUUCAUUCAGAGACAGACCAUUCGCGAGACCUGGGGAAACACCACCGAGUUCAACUAUCCGGCCUUUGUGAAGCUCCACGGUCACCUCAAGGGACAAUACCUGCCGCCUUUGCCGGAGCGUCUGAAGCUGUACGGAGAUUACCUGCACGGCGAGGGUGACUCAAUGAUUGUCUCGGUGCGCAUUGUCUUCAUCGUGGGAAGGCAGCGGGAUGACGAGCUGGCGGGCAACGAAACGCUGACGCGCAUUCACAGCGAGGCGGAGCAGUACAACGACAUCAUUCAGGAGAACUUUGUGGACAGCUACAACAACCUAACGCUGAAGUCCGUGAUGGCCAUGAAGCACAUUAGCAAGAGUUGCUCCAAUAGCUCCGCCUUCUUCCUCAAGUGCGACGACGAUACCUUUGUGAAUGUGCCCAACCUGCUGCACUUUCUGCUCGGAGGCACUAUACCGUUGUACAACGACACCCUGGAAUACCAUGAUCGGUCCAACUACAUGGUGACUGCAGCACACAAUCGGUUGAUUGCCAGCAGUGAGGUGCUUUAUGGCCACCAGUUCUGCAAUGUGGUGCCAGUGAACGAUGUGAACAGCAAGUGGUACAUGCCCUCGUACAUGUUCAAGCCAGAGGCGUAUCCUAAGUAUCUGUCCGGAGCUGGCUACCUAAUGUCCAUCGAUGUGGUGCAGCGGCUGUUUGAGGCCUCGCUCAAUACCUCACUGGUCUACCUGGAGGAUGUGUACAUCACGGGGUUGUGUGCGCAAAGGGCCAGGAUCAGUCGGCAUCAUCACCCGCUCUUCAGCUUUGCCCACUCCAAGCAGCUAUGCGCCUUUAAGGGCACCAUCACGCAGCACCGGAUGAAGGACGACAGCAUGGCGGAUGCCUGGAACCAUGUGGCCGACUACUCCAUCAAGUGCCCGGCACCGGGGCGCUUCUUUAGCCAAAUGCGACUCCGCAAGCGGCCCAUCUGUUAGGAUUCCAGGGUAGGUCCCUGUAUCCACCAUAUCUUUCCAUGGCUCCGGUUCUCUGGUGAGCCCCAAACUAUAGAGUUAUCUUGCUUCGGUAGAGAUGUUUGACUUUUAGUUCCUAAUAUUACAACAUGCUGCGGAUAAGAUAACGAUUCGGUUAAACGCAGUAAUCAGUUGACAUGAUUGCCUGGCAAAAAUGAAUUAUGACCGCACAUAUUGUUUAUGAAGCAACGACGUCGACCGCACUUUAUCGAAAUUUAGUUUCUUGUAAAAAAAUUCAACUUGAAUAAUAGCAUUGUUGCUUUGAUAAAUUAUUGUUGGCAUUUGACUU